Molecule: messenger RNA, 1580 nt
Organism: Prorocentrum cordatum
Lineage: Eukaryota; Dinophyceae; Prorocentrales; Prorocentraceae
Source: the annotation of a GenBank genome assembly
GCCGGGGUCGUCACGACACGAACCUGCCAUAUGGAUGUCUUCGGGCCCCUGGGGGCUAAGACAUAUCCAGCGAGGGGGGAGAACACACACACAGACACAGUUCAUCGUCGAUUCCCCCGCAAGCAUGGGAAAAUAUGGGAAGGGGGGGGGGAGACGAAAGACCCUGCAGAUCUGGGAAAAUAUGCGGGGAAUCCUGUCAGUUGUGUCCAGUUCUGUCCACAUCCGCCGCCCGUGGAGGGCGCCAGGACGUCGGUCCCCAGGCGGUGCACCCGGCUUUGAGGCCCCCGCCCCGCAGGAGGCGUGCCCUGGCCGCGCGCAGGAGGACUGCCACAGGGCGGAUGCGGCGAUGGGGGGACCGGCGGCGUCCUUCGGCUGCGCGCCGCCUGCGCGCGACGGCACCUUCGGCGAGGAGUGGGCGGCGCCCGAUGGCCGCGCCCUGUGCGGCGUCGCUCCGCGCCCGACCACAGUGAUGAUGCGCAACGUGCCGAACGGCUACACAAGAGAUGGGCUUAUCGCCCUGAUCGAGGGCCAGGGGUUCUCGGGCAAGUUCGAUUUCGUCUAUCUUCCGUUGGAUUUCAAGUCGAUGCUGAACAUGGGUUACGCGUUUGUGAACUUGAUCAACCCCGAAGAGGCGACCCGCUUCGUGGAGUUAUUCACUGGCUUCUGCCAGUGGCUUCAUUCACAAUCGCAGAAGAUUUGUUCUGUGUCCUGGGCCGAGACGCAAGGAUUGCCCGCAAAUGUUGAGAACUUGCGGAGGAAUCUCUUCAUGCGGAACCUACUAACGGAGGAAUGCAAGCCUGUAAUCUUUUGCAAUGGGCGGAGGGUUCCCUUCCCUCGGUCGUACAAGAAAUUGCGGUAUCUUGCGUUGGCCUUGAGAGGUCAUUAGCGAGACGCGUGGUGCAACCUUUUCCGCAUGCCGCAAUCCUCGCCUCCGCCAUCCUCGACUCUCCGCCUCGACCCUCCGAUGUGCUGCCGGCAUGGUGAGACCUUCGUGGGGUACGCUUGGCCAUCAGGCGCGUUCACAUCCGAUUUCAUUUCGCGAGCCAGAUUGGUUGUGAUCAUCCUUUGAAGGCGCCGGGCGGGCAACCUCACAUCCCAUUUUUUUGCCAGCCAGCAUGGUUGUGAUCAUCCUUGAAAGGCACUGGGUGGUUAACUGUGCUCCGUCAGCUCUGAAGUUGGCGCAUCCAUUGCCUGGUCCGUUGGCACAGGCUUCCAGCCCCGCCCUCAGCCCAGAGAUGCCAUCGGUCGGCGCAGGCUGAUGGUUCCAGAUACCAGGCUGGCACAGGCUCAAAUGGUCAAGUUUCAAUUCCUGCAGGGUUGGAGUGAUCAUCGGCCCUGGUAUCUCUGGUGCGAACUAGGCUGAAUCUGGCAGGUUUCCAGUUUCAACAUCUGGGCUGGGGUUGAAUUCGGCUCAUUCUAGGAAAUGGCUCCGUAAUCUUGCGGAGUCGAUCCUGACAGUAUUUCAAGCGCCCCUUUCGGUCGUCGCAGGCUUCUGGUUCCGAGGCCCGCCAACGGCCCAACGUUCUCCGAUGCGGCCCCAGAUGAGGGACCGGGUCGGAUGAAAGGUGGGGAUCCUCCUC